AGUCUUCCGCAGCAUCAUGGAUGCCCUACAUUUUGUCCCAUCGGUAGACCUCUUUGCGUCUCGCCUGAAUACACAACUAGAAACGUUCGUUUCAUGGCAGCCAGACCCCAUGGCUUGGAGGGUCAAUGCUCUUCUUCUAAACUGGAAGGAUGUAAACGGCUACGCUUUUCCUCCGUUUUCACUUCUUCUGAGAAUCCUUCAAAAGAUCCGCAGAGAGGAAGCUACAGUUGUUCUUGUCGCUCCAGUAUGGAAGACUCAAGCUUGGUACCCCAUGCUGCUGGAACUAGCAAUAGACGUGCCACUGCUCCUCCCACGGAGAACAGAUCUCCUUCAGCUUCCCCACAAUCGGUCACAAGUUCAUCCACUGAUAGGCCACCUCCAACUGGCCGCAUGGAAGUUAUCAGGGCAAAUCUCUCUUCAGAGGGACUUUCACAGACGGUGUCAGCCACAAUCCUUGCUUCUUGGAGACCACAGUCCAAUGCCCAGUAUAACUCAGCAUGGAGAAGGUGGGCAAGCUGGUGUUUACAGAGGAAACUUGAUCCAGUUCACACCCCUGUAGCUGAUUUCUUAGAGUUUCUUCAGCAGUUGUUUGACGAAGGUCUGUCCUACAGAACCAUUAAUGGCUAUCGUUCUGCGAUUUCAUCAGCUCACUGCUUAAUUGAUAAUUUGCCUAUGGGUCAACAUCGUUUAGUGAAACGUUUCUUUAAAGGUAUUUUUGGACUUCGCCCUCCAAGACCGAAGUACAACAGCACAUGGGACGUUGGGAAGGUCCUUGGAUUCAUCAAGUCUCUCCCCGACAAUCGCCGUUUGUCCUUGAGGCAGUUAACCCUCAAGUUAGCCAUGCUGCUUGCACUUGUAACUGCCAGUCGCCGAGCUUCCUUGACAGCUAUUGAUGUCGAUAACAUGACUCGAUCAUCUGAUGGAAAAUACCGUUUUCUCCUUGUCAAGCCAUCGAAGUGUGUUUCUGUCAGUAAGCCCUUCCAUCAAAUUGAGAUUUCCAAGUUCCAGCCGGUCAGAAAUCUCUGCCCAGUUCGUUCUUUAGAAGAGUAUCUUCAGAGAACCCAACAUCACAGAGGUACUGGUUCUUCUAGGAUGACCCAGCUUUUCCUCUCCCAUUCAAAGCCAUUCCAUCCAGUGGUCCCCUCAACAAUUUCUAGAUGGUUGAAAGACUUAAUGUCUCAGUCUGGCAUUGAUACAUCACAGUUUCAGGCCCACUCAACAAGAAGUGCAAGUACUUCAGCCGCAGCUCGAGCUGGGGUCUCCACAAGUGAAAUUUUAAAAACAGCAGACUGGUCAUCAGCCUCUACCUUUGCCAAUUUCUACCACAGACACCUCCCUCUGUCAGACUUUGGAGGUGCUGUGCUGUCAUCGGCAACACAACAGCUUUAAAGUCUACAGGAUAACCCGCCCGAGUAAUUCUGGUUGGUUUCCGAUGAGGUUUACCUUACUACCGUUACCUUACUACUAGCUUCAAAAAGACACAGAUACCCUGGGAGAACGCAGCUUCACUACCACGCCGGGGAAGGGCCUUUUGUUAUGCUAAUGAG
Patiria miniata (bat star) is the source of this 1547-nucleotide messenger RNA. RefSeq names its product vegetative cell wall protein gp1-like. Gene Ontology annotation, molecular function: DNA binding. Gene Ontology annotation, biological process: DNA integration; DNA recombination. The coding region runs from base 94 to 1389 and encodes 431 amino acids. The transcript has 2 exons. The record is from RefSeq and is a predicted model, not a curated record. NCBI's taxonomy places the organism in Eukaryota, Metazoa, Echinodermata, Asteroidea, Valvatida, Asterinidae.